AUGCUUAGCCUGCCCCGCCUCUGCGCCGCCGCGUUGAUCCCCCCGGCCGCCGCCGCCGGCUCAAAGCCUCCCUACGGAGCGCAUUUAUGUGCUUCAACCUCGUGGAUCCCUCUCUCUGGUCCUCGUUCUUCAUCAAUCCGGAAGCACCGCGGCUCGCGCGGAGGGAGAAUCUUCUCGACAGCUGCUCAGCGGGAAAAUGAAGAGCCGAUGGCUGUGGAAGCCGAGCUGGUGGAAGAUGCGGAGAUGGAAGGAUUGGGCGUAGAGGACGUUGAUGUGGAGGAAGAAGAAGGAGAAGAAGGAGAGUUCUCGUUCAGGGGCGGGUACAUGGGGAGAGGAGAAGGAACAGACUAUGAUAAGGAUCCCGAGUUUGCUGAAAUCCUUGGGAGCUGCUUCGAUGAUCCCGAGAAGGCCCAAGCGCGUGUAUAGACCCUCCCUCCGUUGUGUGUACUUCCUCUGGUAUUUAUUCUCCAAUCCUCUUUCUAAAUUCUAUAAUGAUGCAUUGAUUCUAUCUAGGUGGAGGAGAGGAUCCGGAAGAAGCGAAACAAGAUAGUCCAAGCGAAGACUGGUUCGUCAAAUCCCGUGAAGGUCACACUCAAUAAGUGAGUCACGUAGUACGUCACGUUUUCUUACAUUUCUCUCAGUUCAAGCUGUCAAACGAUGGUUCAUUUCUUCCUAUCCAGAAAUUGGACGAUCAGGUCUCACUCAUAUUCACGGAUUUUGGAUUUAUCAGCCUCUCUGUCGUGCUCAUUUUAGAAUUUCUUGCACUUCGACGCUGUGGGAUCAAGAAAUAUCCCUGUUUCAUUCAACUUCUAAUUUUCUUUUUUGUUCUUCUGUUAUGAAAUUCGCUCUAACUGCAGGCCGCAGAAGUUCCUUUAGUUGUGAAUAACUAUACUGCAGAAAUCUUAACCUAAGAGUUCGUCUGCCAGGAUAUUGCGUUCUUUGAAUUUCAAUAAAGUAUGGCUGGAUUUGUGUGCCUUCAUGCGUAUAAACCAGACCUAGCUCCGAGUUUUUUAGUUCCAUAAAUUUUCCCCGAUUAGGUUUAGGGAAUGAAACUUUUUUCUGGUGUUGUCACAAAAUAUUCGUGUUUCUUUGAUUCUAUUUUAUUUUAUUUUCCAGGUUCAUGAGCUAUUGACGCUUAAUUGCGCUUCUAUUUAUUGUUUGGAUUGUAAUAAAGACCACUAUAUUCCAGGUUCUCAAUGAAAAACGAGAGGAUUUGUUUCACGAGAAUAAAGGACGGAAAAUCUGAUGUAUUUUCUCUCUAUACAACUGCAUUUAAAGGGUUCGCAGAUUAUUGUAAAGUGUCUACACUAUAUUGGAACUAUUUUUUAUAUUCUCCAUCAACAGCAUCUGUGAUAAAUAUAGUGUAUGUUCCAUUAAUGUGUUCAAUGUGGAGUUGAAUAAGGCCAGCUCCCUCUACAAUCUGCAUCACUUUAGAAAUAUACAUGCUGAUUAUUGUGUUUUUGCAUGCUCAUCACAUAAAAUGUUGACAUAAUCACGGUAAUUUAUGCUCUCAAUAAUUUUAAAACCAUUCUUAUUCUGUUUUAGGAUUUAAUUAUGACUUCUUUAUUUAUCCUUCGUUCCUAAUUAAUAAAUAAUAAGUUUAUUUGUGCAAUAAAUUAUUUCUACAUUAGUCACUUAGCAGGUUGUUAACUUUCCGGGAUGUUUAUGCAGAUUUAAUUUCUCAAACUCUUACAUCUGGUUCGAAUUCUACAAUGCUCCAUUAGCCAACGAUAUUUCUUUAAUUUGUGAUGUAAGUUGUUGCCUCUUCAACUAUAUAUAUAUUUCCUUCAGAAGUUGACUCUAUUGACUCACUUGAUUUUCAUUUCCAGGCCAUUCGGUCUUGGCAUAUUAUAGGGCGUCUCGGUGGUUGCAACUCUAUGAACAUGCAGGUGGGCUAUGAUUAUCAUACAUUUUUUUAAUGGUGAAAGAAUUUCAGAGACAACUCUAUGAAAUCCUCCUAAGCAUCAUGCUAGAUUUCGAUAUGCAUUUGUCUGUCCUAUUGAUUUAGGUUCGUGGGUCUGUUAUUUUCUUCAAGAAAAUAAUAAUCUAGGAUCAUCAUCCACGAUAAUAUUGAUGGGUCCUCUGACCAUCCUCUGAUGGAAGCUCAGCCGGCAUCAUUUUGCUUGUGAUUUGGAUUUCAGUGCCAAGAACACAUAUUCUUUAUUUAUUGAAGCUUUAUUUUGAUCUUCUAAAGCUCCCUUAAUAUUUCCUGCGGCACUGAACACCUAAAAAGGCAGCUAUUUUUCUGAACAAUGCAGUUGUCACAGUUGCCUCUGGACCACAAAAGGCCUACUUAUGAUGCCAUCCAAGGAGCCAACGUCACUCCAACCACUUUUUAUAACAUCGGCGACCUUGAGAUUCAAGACAAUUUGGCACGGAUAUGGUAAUAAAUAAAUUAUAAUUUAAAAUAUCAUUAUUUUUCGUUUUUAUUUAAUUCUAUGGUUUAUGUGUAUGAGUGUGCAUUUAGACUCAGACGUCUGUCUGUUCGAACAGGGUGGACAUCGGAACAACAGAACCAUUGCUUCUAGACGUAUUGAUAAACGCAUUAAUUCAAAUAAGCUCCGAGUAAUUUCUCUCUCCUCAGCAUCUCAUAAGAUCCUUUGUGGGUUUUCUCGGCAUUGUAGAUAGAGUUUGGACAUAGUUUUUUUUUUUUUUUUUUUUUUUUUUUCAAGUAAAUGGGCUGGGCAGGCAUUGAAACCUAGAUUGUGCGGCUGACUUGUGUAUGUUCCUAUGAACAGCUAUGUGGGCAUCAAGCAGGUGAUGUUUGGUGGCCGCGAAUGGGAGAACUGGAAGGAGAACAUGUCAGAGGAUGCCGGCUGCAGUGUUCAUAAGAUCUAG
Molecule: messenger RNA, 2838 nt
Organism: Spirodela intermedia
Lineage: Eukaryota; Viridiplantae; Streptophyta; Magnoliopsida; Alismatales; Araceae
Source: the annotation of a GenBank genome assembly